AUGGACGACUCGCUUCACGAGUCUUGUGAUAUGGGCUCUACACAACAUGCCCCUGUUUCCAUGGAGGACGAAAGUCAGCAAACUGGAGUUGACGAUGGAGAUAUGUGCGGCAAUAUCAACGAACUACUUAAAGAAAUUCAGGCCCUGAGCGAGGGUCGACCAGGAUGUGAAGCGCAGGUCGCAAGCGCGAUCAAAACUUGUCACUCCUUAGAGGCAAUCAUGUCCAGGCACUUGAGUGAGAAGCAGCGCCUAGAAGAGGUGAUCAAACGAAUCCAGACAGCCCUCUUACAAGAACGCAUGGAAUAUCAGAACUUGCAGCAGCGCUGUGUUGACCAGGAGAUUACUUUGUCACAUUUUCGAAGAGCAUUCCCCAUCCUACAAGAAGAGAUGGGUGGUUUAAUUGGCACGUGGGAAACCCUUGGAUUCCAAGGCGUGUAUAAGACUGUGUAA
This is a messenger RNA of Penicillium canariense, 450 nucleotides long. RefSeq lists its product as uncharacterized. The transcript has 2 exons. Lineage: Eukaryota; Fungi; Ascomycota; Eurotiomycetes; Eurotiales; Aspergillaceae. The record is from RefSeq and is a predicted model, not a curated record. The coding region runs from base 1 to 450 and encodes 149 amino acids.